Darwinula stevensoni is the source of this 3306-nucleotide messenger RNA. The record is from the annotation of a GenBank genome assembly. Lineage: Eukaryota; Metazoa; Arthropoda; Ostracoda; Podocopida; Darwinulidae.
UGGCAUCCGUGGUUCAUGCCCGCGCGCAGCACAUGUCACAUGGCUAGUGCGUGGUUGACCACCUGAGCGCAGAGGCCUCUUGCCUGCAAGAUGUGGGCUUUGGCGUCUUCUACAAACACACCAAUAUGUACAAACAUUAUUGCUCCCAUGGAGGAAGCAGGCGUAGCGCUAAAGCUCAGUAUUUACGCAUAUGUCUCUUGAAUUACGCAAUGGUAGAACAGUAUCUUGCCGUAGGGGUCAGGGUAAUGCAGUCCAUCGCAAUUUGAUGGAUAAACUAUCCUUAUAGCCGAUCUCAUGCAGUGUAAUGAUAAGGCUUGUAUGCCUCCUGAUCUAAUUUUUAUUCUGUAUGCAUUCAUUUGCCUCCAAGUCAUGUGUUCCUUUGUAGGCUUUCACAGGUAAAAAAAAAAAAAACCCUGUGCCUUCCAAUAGACGUAUGAAAGCCAUUGUUGAAUCCUCUCCUGACAGGAUUAGCUGCAUCAGGGUGGUCACACAUUGCAAAUUUCGAGGCUGACUUAAGCCUACUGAUGCCUUACCAGAAGCCUCAUCCAUCUUCUUAUCUUCAGCAUAACAAACAUCAUUUCGAAAACUGUGUUUGUAGGAGUACCACAUGUUAAAAGCCCACCAUUCUUCUCUAUGAACAAUUUUCCUUCUUCCCUCAUUGGAUAUCAUGUGUCUUGCAUCUAUGAACCUUCCUCAUGCACACUGCAGCUCCCUUCAUCAUUGCAUCAUCACGCAGUGGAAUCUCACAUCUACACUGAUAACAUCUGGAGUUUAUUACGACUUCAUCAUGGCAGAAGCAGAAUCAUCUUCCCUUGAGAGUCCUAUGAAGAUUGUUGUUGCAAAAGAUCCUAAGCGAUUUCGGCCUACUGGUGAUAAGAUCAAGGUCCUGAAUCGUAUCCCAGAUGACAUCCUCAAUGAUGCUGAGCUUCAGGCAGCCAUGAAGUCUCUACCAGAGAAUUACACCUUUGAAAUUCCUAAGACAAUAUGGAAGAUCAGGGAGGCAAAAGCCAAGUGUGUUGCAUUGCAAAUGCCAGAGGGACUUUUAAUAUUUGCCACAACCAUUUCUGAUAUAAUUCAGCAUUUUACUGGUGCAGAGACUGUCAUUAUGGGUGAUGUCACAUAUGGAGCUUGUUGUGUUGAUGAUUUCACAGCACGGCUCUUAGGUGCUGAUUUUAUGGUUCACUAUGGGCACAGUUGCCUAAUCCCAAUUAAUGUAACAUCUGGCAUUAAAAUGCUCUAUGUAUUUGUGGAAAUUCGAAUUGAUGUGGUCCAUUUAAUUGAGACAGUGAAAUAUAACUUCAAGAAAGGGACUAAGCUGAUGCUGGUCAGCACAGUGCAGUUCUUGUCAGCUCUCCAUGCUUUGAAGGCAGAACUGAUGCAAGAGGGAUAUGAGGUACUUGUCCCACAGAGCAGGCCCUUAUCUGCUGGAGAGGUUCUGGGAUGUACUGCUCCUACUGUUUCUGCUGAAGAUGCACAAGUUCUCCUCUAUGUAGGGGAUGGGAGAUUCCAUCUAGAAGCUGCCAUGAUUGCAAAUCCAUCACUGGAGGCAUACAGGUACGAUCCCUAUAGUCGAAUACUAUCUCGAGAAAGGUAUGACCACAGCAAGAUGAAGAGCAUGCGAUUACAUUCUAUUGAGCAGGCAGCUCAGGCUAAAACAUUUGGACUCAUUCUGGGAACACUUGGCCGACAAGGAAACCCCAAAGUUCUCCAAAACUUGGAGGACCAGUUGAAGGCACAUGGGAAGGAGUGUAUCAUCUUCCUGAUGUCAGAGAUCUUUCCAUCCAAGCUGGAUCUGAUCCCAUCCAUUGAUGCGUGGGUGCAAGUAGCUUGUCCUCGCCUGUCCAUUGACUGGGGUCAUGCAUUUUCACGUCCUCUCCUCACUCCCUAUGAAUGCAUGGUUGCCCUUAAGACUACAGAGUGGAAAGACAACUACCCCAUGGACUUCUAUGCAAAUAGUUUCCUUAAGUGUAUUCCAGGAAUCAUGAAGUACAUAAAAGAGGCAACUGUCCAGGAAUUUCUGCAAUACAAGACACUUGUGCCUGCUAUUGAAGAGGCCAUGAAACUCUUCUCUCUCAAAUCUCCUGAUGUUGUUCAACCUGUUAGGUCCUCAAUCACAGUGGAGAAACAUAAUGGAUGGAUGGGUGUCAUGCCAUCAUACUAUGGCAAUGGAGAGAUUUUUGCCACAAAAGUAGUCUGUGUUUAUCCCAACAACAAGGAAAAAGGUCUUCCCACAAUUCCUGCCUAUAUUUUGCUCAUGGAUGCUCGAUGUGGCUCUCUUCUUGCUGUAAUGGAAGGAGAGACCAUCACAGCAAUGCGUACUGCUGCAGCUUCUGUAGUUGCAACCAAGCAUCUGGCCAAAUCAACCCAAGUUCUAGCUGUUAUUGGUUCUGGCAUUCAGGCUAAUAAUCACUGCCAUGCUUUCAGAGAGAUGUUUGACAUAAAGCAGAUUCGGAUUUGGAAUCACAGAGCUGAGGGUGCCAAGGCAUUGGCACAGAAGCUUGGUAAGGGGUCUAUUCACUGUUCUUCGGUGAAUGAAACAGUGAAAGGCAGUGAUGUCAUCAUUACAGCCACUUCAUCAUCCAAGCCUCUACUGUUUAAGGCCUCAGUUCCUCCCCAUGCUCACAUCAAUGCUGUUGGAGCAGCCCAGCCCACAUGGCAGGAGUUGGAUCCAUACUUAGUGCAAAUGAGUGACCUUUAUGUGGACAGCAAGGAAGGAGCACUGAAGGAAUCAGGUGAUGUCAUUCUCUCCUCUGCUUCCAUCAAAGCAGAAAUUGGAGAAGUUAUUGCUGGGCUGUUCAAUCCUGCACGAGAUGGAACCAUGCCCACCAUCUAUAAAUCCCUUGGUUUGGCAAUACAAGAUGCUGUGGCUGCCAAACUGGUCUACGAAGAGUGUUCCAAGAAGUCUGGUUCUGCUUUGUAAUGUGUCAUCAAUUGUCAUCCUGAUGUGACUGUCUUCUGCAGUCCAUCUUGGGGCAUGAAUGCCUCAAAUUAAUCCUUGGUACCAUGGAACUGGUGCUAGAUUAGAGCAAGUAUUUUAUAAUUUACCAAUCCUGAAUAUGUCUUAAUUGGAUUUUCAUACAUUCAUGACCUCAGCUGUGAUGGGAGGAAAGGUGCACUGUUUAUGACUUUAACAAAAGUGCACUGACUGCUGCCUUUCUCACCUUUUUGUGCCUGCCAAAACUUUUAAGUGGGUUUCAUUUCUUUCCUCAUUCUCUUCCUGAAUGGGUCCAAUCUGUUUGAUUGGCAGACUAUCUCAUAUGCUCUCAUAUAUUUUUUUAUGUGGAAUAUAUCUGUUGGAGUACAAAA